AAACAAGGGUACUCGUGGGCUGAUUUUGCUGGUGAAAAUGGAGGACGGACUUUUCGGCCGUGCGUUCAGUUUUAAUUGAUAGUCAGCUGGAGAGCUCCUCACCCAAUACCAGCUGGACCUGCUCUUCCCAGUCAACCAACUAACCAACGCCGCCGGCGUAUUAUAGUGGCCAUUUUGGUCUCUGCAAUCUCUGGGCGCUGUACGCACCCCACUUCGAAAGCUUCACCUCUUGUCCUCAGUGACCGUGCGUGGAUCCAUGACUAAAUCCAAACACCAUGUCCAAAGUAUCGCUUAGAAAGAGGAAUCUCAAUAAACGCUUCAAUUCCAAUUCCAAUCCCAACUCUCCCAUGGCUUCUGUACCAAUUCAUUCCAGUUUCAGAAGAGGCUCUCUGAUAUUUGCCGUUUUCCUCAUGCUUUGCGUGGUUGUUCCACUGGGCAUUUCGUCGAACAUGUGGACCGUGCCCAAGUAUGGUGCCGGUUCUCCUACAAUUUACUCGAUCGAGGUUGUCAAUGAGUUCCCUCAUGACCCACAAGCAUUUACUCAGGGGCUUCUCUAUGCUGGCAAUGACACCCUGUUUGAGUCAACUGGCAUGUAUGGUAAGUCAUCUGUGCGAAAGGUUGCUCUUCAAACUGGGAAGGUCAAGGUUCUUCAACAGAUGGAUAGUUCCUAUUUUGGUGAGGGUCUGACUCUAAUUGGCCAAAGGCUGUUCCAAGUAACUUGGUUGACAGAAACUGGUUUCAUAUAUGACCGUUAUAAUCUAAGCAAAUUCAAGAAAUUUACUCAUCAAAUGAAAGAUGGUUGGGGACUCGCAACUGAUGACAAAGUGUUGUUUGGAAGUGAUGGGACGUCAACAUUGUACAAGAUUGACCCUCAAACACUGAAAGUCAUAAGUAAAAAGAUCGUCAAAUUCAAUGGUGAUGAAGUACAUAACAUUAAUGAGCUGGAGUUUAUAAAUGGCGAAGUUUGGGCAAACGUUUGGGGAACAGACUGCAUUGCUAGAAUCUCGUAUGGGGAUGGUAGUGUGCUUGGAUGGAUUCUCCUUCCAAAGCUGAGGGAUGAGCUGAUACGUGCUGGGCAUCAGGAUAUAGAUGUUCUAAAUGGCAUUGCUUGGGAUAGGAACAAAAACCGCAUUUUUGUGACUGGAAAGCUAUGGCCGAAGCUUUAUGAGAUCAAACUGCAGCCAAUAAAGAAACAACUUAGUCCCGGGGCCAUUGAGCAGCUGUGCAUGCCACCUCCACACAAUUUUCGGAGGCCGUAGACAUUUGUCCCAAGAUCUUGUUAUAUCCAUCAUUGCCAAGAGCAGGACAGGCUUCUCUAGUCUAGUUUCUGUAUUACAUCAUUACAUCCGGCAAAGUAUGGAGAAACUGCACUCGGUUGCUCUAGUGGUGGCUGAUAUUUUGUAAAAGUCCCAUACUAGCAUAAAUAGGAGACAUUACUUGAUUGUACAGACUAAUAAUAAGUUGUAUUGGGACACUGGAUGGCCUUAGCAGAGCUACAUCUCCAUCGCUACAUCUCCAUCUUUGGCUUGCUAUUCUAUGAAUAAAUUUCAAAUUUAUUAUAAUAUUAUAGAUUUUGUUUUAGAAA
Molecule: messenger RNA, 1585 nt
Organism: Humulus lupulus (European hop)
Lineage: Eukaryota; Viridiplantae; Streptophyta; Magnoliopsida; Rosales; Cannabaceae
Product: glutaminyl-peptide cyclotransferase-like
Exons: 11
Coding region: 276-1259 (327 amino acids)
Molecular function (GO): glutaminyl-peptide cyclotransferase activity
Source: RefSeq, a predicted model, not a curated record